AUGAUGCUAGCAAAUGGUGUCCCUUACAUUGUCGCCAUCCCGAUCGCCUGCGCCAAACCUAGCUCCGACGGUCGAACCUGCGGGUUGUUCAAGCCUUCGCAAGGGCAGCAAAUGAAGCUCUUGCACGAGAAUGCGCGAGGAAGUCUACCAACAGUAUCGUUUUUGGCAUUAACCGUAUUGUUGCCUACUGCUUGUCCAAACAAGAGACAAAGGUCAAUGAACAAGCAACUUGUCUUUCGUACCAUGACUUACAACAACGAAGACGGUGACGACGAGUAUCAUGAGGGCGAAGACCACCUGGUCCAGCAAAGACGAUCCCGAAGGCAACCCAGAAGACGAGCCCAAGACUUUGGGUACUCAACUGGCCUCAAUAAUAUGUUCUUGGCCCAUGCAGCACAAGUUCUGGCCUUUGCUCACCAGUAUUGGGACAAGGAUUUGCGAUACCUCAAGGAUUCCGAUUAUCAGAGACGGUUUCCAAUUAACCAACGUUACAGCCAGGACAAGUGA
Messenger RNA from Fusarium graminearum PH-1, 507 nucleotides. RefSeq lists its product as uncharacterized. The record is from RefSeq and is a predicted model, not a curated record. Bases 1 to 507 code for a protein of 168 amino acids. The transcript is spliced from 4 exons. Lineage: Eukaryota; Fungi; Ascomycota; Sordariomycetes; Hypocreales; Nectriaceae.